Messenger RNA from Anthonomus grandis grandis, 7109 nucleotides. RefSeq names its product ADP-ribosylation factor-like protein 8B (gene Arl8). The coding region runs from base 175 to 735 and encodes 186 amino acids. The transcript has 4 exons. Gene Ontology annotation, biological process: protein transport; anterograde axonal transport. Gene Ontology annotation, cellular component: lysosomal membrane. The record is from RefSeq and is a predicted model, not a curated record. Lineage: Eukaryota; Metazoa; Arthropoda; Insecta; Coleoptera; Curculionidae. Gene Ontology annotation, molecular function: GTP binding; GTPase activity.
UUAUGUCAAGUCGACAAAUCGAAAUUGAAAACAAAAAAGAUUGAACCAAAAUCCUCCCUAAAUUUUUUUUCAAGCCCUCUAUCUAAAAUUAAGAAUAAGUUUCGCGGCCUUACAUCCAAUAACGUUGGUCUAUAAGUUGUUUAGUAAUAAACCGAUAAAUCUUCAAACACCACUAUGUUAGCCCUUAUGAAUAGAAUUCUGGAUUGGUUCAGGAGCCUCUUCUGGAAAGAGGAAAUGGAAUUAACGUUGGUUGGCCUCCAAUACUCUGGAAAAACCACUUUCGUUAACGUUAUAGCCUCAGGACAAUUCAGUGAGGAUAUGAUACCAACAGUGGGUUUCAAUAUGAGAAAAAUCACCAAAGGAAAUGUAACAAUAAAAGUCUGGGACAUUGGGGGACAGCCGAGGUUUAGAUCCAUGUGGGAAAGAUAUUGUCGGGGUGUUAAUGCUAUUGUUUAUAUGGUGGAUGCAGCUGACUCAGAGAAAAUAGAAGCUUCUAGGAAUGAACUUCAUAACCUUUUAGAUAAACCACAGCUCGCUGGUAUUCCAGUGUUGGUUUUAGGGAACAAGAGGGAUAAACCAGAAGCUUUAGAUGAAAAUGGCCUUAUUGAACGAAUGAAUCUCUCGGCAAUCCAGGAUCGUGAAAUCUGUUGCUACUCAAUUUCCUGCAAAGAGAAAGACAACAUUGACAUCACCCUGCAGUGGCUCAUAGCACAUUCAAAAUCUGGCAUGCGCUAAAUUUAAAUUAUUUUUUUAAGUGUAUUUUUUCGUUCCAUAUUGAGAUUUGUUAGAGUAGCCAUAUAACUUGCUACAAUUCAGUUAUUAAUUAUUAAUAAUAGAUUGGUAAAAUUAUAUUUGAUGCAUAGAAGCAAAAGAUUAUUUAUGUACAUAAAAGCUCACAUUUUACUGCAGGUGAAAUUUUUUAGGGUUUUCUUUUUUUUGGUCAGAUGUACAGGGUGUGCUAAAAUUGAGGCUCACACAGUGGGAGUUAGAGAUACAGGGUGUAAUUUUUAGAGAAUUUAGUGUAAUAUGAAUUCUAUGAAACAUUGUAUGAGCAUUACUAUCAGUUCUAAUGAAAUGUGAGUGUAGUGACAUGCAACAGAUGAUAGUAGAUAUACAAGGCACAGUAAAAAUAUUCAGUCUUUUGAAAAAUGCAUCUACACCCUGUCUGAUAGUCCAAGUUUAGCUUUGUUGCUGGUCAUUCUGCUGAGUUAAAUCUUGAAUCUGUUACACAGUCUUCUCUAAGAGAUGUUAAUAGAUUCUGGCUGUAGGUUGAAUUGUAUUUGAUUGAUAUAGAGUUCAGGUUGUUUGAAAUGAAGGUUAUCAAUCUAGAUAGAUCCCUGUGCUGGUGUUCCACAAGGGACUCAAGGGCCUUUGUUAUUUAUAUUAACAUCUUUCAUUGUUUUCACUACUAUUCUUUGCUUCUUUUUACUAAUGACAUGAAGAUGUACUUGAAAAUAAAAUAGCAUGAUAAUUGUGUUUGUAGAGUAACUUGAUGAUGGUGUAAUAAUAAUUCUAUGGACUUAAAUGUCACUCAAUAUGUUUCAAAAGGAGUCAGUAUAUUAUUGAUCAUUCUUACUAUACCAAUAACAAUAUUCUUAUAUUUGUUUCACACAUAAGGUAUUACACUUGUUAGCUGUUUAAGUUUUAUACUCUACAUACAUGAAAUCACUUCAAAGGCACUUCAAUUGUUAGGCUUUAUCUGAAGAUGUUGUAGAGAGAUUUUCAAAGCAUUCAGAACAUUUUGUUUAUGCGAUAUUAUGUUACUUUAAAUUUCUUUUAUUGGUUUGUAAUUUUUUUUCUAAUAAAAGUUUACCACCUAGUUGUUUUGGCAUAUCGCUUGCUGAGAACCAUAGUGGCAAAAGUGAAAAAAUGCACAUUUUGAGAUAAUGGACUGCAAAGUAUUGAUUAUUAUUUAAAAGAAAAUUUUAAGCUCAUAAAAUGGGAAUUUUUGAAAACUAAAAUUUGCUUUUACCUUGUUUUGUUGUGGUCUGAUUAUGGAUAUUAAAUUGAAAAAAUUUAGGUGUAUAGGUCAAAUUUUGAUUUUGUUUUUUUGCCACUAUGGAAAAAAAAAUAUUUUUUUAUUUUAAAUUUAAGUUUAAUAAUGACUUAUGAAAAGAAAAAAAGAAACUAUUAUAAUUGUUAAAUGAGAAAAAAACCUUUAUACAACAAUGAUAGUUUAUAAAUAAAAUACAAUAACAAAAUGAAAAAACUUUAUUGUCAGAAAACAUCACUUUUUCUGUCACUUUCAAAAUUUUUUUCUUAUUAAUAGUAGGUACAACAGUAGUAGCUUAAGUGGUAAACAAAAGCAAGUAAACACAUUUAAAUUUUAAAAAACCUAAAAUAAACGCUUAUUGACUAACAACUUAACAACUAAAUUUAAUAAGCAGUCUUAUAGUGCAGAGAUCAAUAACACAUUUUGUUUUGUUUAACAAAAAAAGUAGACUUCUGUUUCAGUACAGAUUUUAAUAUUCGUGGUGAAGGUUUUCGAAAAAGGGUGCAUGCGCUCGAGGAAUGGAUUUAUUUUUAAUAAGAGACUGGAGAUCGUCAAAUUUCUUUUUUCCAAUAGAAAUACUUUGGGUAUAUGCAGGCAAUAAACCAAAUCCCUUUGUCUUUUUGAAUCGAUUUUCUAGUUUUUGUAGCAUUGUUAAUAAUCACAUAGCGAAAGUUGAUGUCGCUAUAAGAUGUUUUAAAAAAGAAACGAUCUACGUGGUCCUUUUCAAAGGGGAUAAUAGAAAUAGCAUUAAAGUUAAACUUUUCACCAUUUGAGUCUCGGUUAAAUUCUUUAUUUGCAAUGCCCUCCUGUAACUUUUUAAGAUCAUAAAAAUCCCCAUGUCCCAGUUCAUUAACAACAAAUCUUGCACCCUUUUUCUUUGCGUUGUUAAUAAUUGGUUGCAUAUUGCGCGGGUACGUAAAUAGGACCAUUUUUAAGAGCUUUCUUGAUUGCUUUUUCUAUCACGGAAUGACUUGCAUCCCCUUCAUUUUGACCAUGCCCGACAACAAGAAAUUUGUGAGUAAAGCCGAUAUGAUAAAUUUAUUUUUUCCUUGGCCCCCACAAUUAUCAGAAUAUAAUACUAUAUCCAGUUUUUCAAAAUCACUAGCAGCCUCAGAGGUUUUUUUUAAGUAAUCUAAAAGGCACGAGCCAAUUUCGUUGGAACCACGUUUUCCUUCCCCUUCGUGCCAGAACUAGCAUUGAACUGGUCCCAAUCCUUUUUGUUCCAGUUGGCAAAUGGUAAAUUUAUAUGAAUUUAAACGUGAUUUGUAGUAGAAAGAAUUUGGAGUGGGUAAAGCGGCCUGCAAGUCGAAGCAAGCGACUUUAUAAUUAUCGUUCAUCGGUGUCUUAUCUAUUUUUUUUCCUCUCUGGAAAGUUCUUUUUCUUUUAUAUGCGCAUUGAAACUGACAUUUAAAGCUAUUUUCUCUUCAGGAUUUGAGUUUUUAAAUGUUUCACAAGUUUGGCACUGGUCCUUUUUCGGUGAGUGAAAAGACAUGUUAAAUUCGAAGAGAAAAAUAUGGCGGUACAUGGAAUAUUUUCCGUAAGAAGUGUUAUUUGCUUUACACAUCUCAACAUAAUCCCUAUAAGAUUUUUUACCCCAUCGAUGAAUUUUCUCUGUGGAUUUGCCCUAACGUAAUGACUUUUGACUGCUGGAAUGGAAGCCAGAUGCUCUCUUAUGGUAUUCUUUAGUUUCUGUGAAAGCAUAUUACUUGGUUUUAGGCCACGUUUUUCCCCCUCUAGAAAUCCAUUGUUAUUUUUAGCCUUUACAGUUCUUACAAACCUUUCAGAAAUACCUAAUGUGUUUCUAAAAAAUUUGAAGCACACAAGUAUCUGUUCAUCAUUUUUUUUUUUUUAAAUAUGAGUAUUUAAGGGUGCAGGUUUGAGUCGAUUUAAUACGAAGCGGCGAGAUAAUGGCUGUAUACUCUGCAUGUGUCCUAAGACGUAGUUCCUCUGCUUGUGCAAAUUUCCCGAUGUCCAAAAUUUUUCAAACAAAAGUUUCCUUUCCUCUUCGGAAAAUUUAGUAGCACAUUUAAAUCGACAUUUUUCAACGUCGCAUGCAUUACGAAUUGUUUUAGCUGGUUGCAACUUUCCACUAUUUGCAGAGCAGUACUCUUGACCUGAAUUGCGAAGAGUUUUGGCCACAGACUUUUUCCAUUUAUUCUGAUUUCUUUGAAUUUAAAGCUGCGUUAUCAUCAGGUUCGGUUAAAUCAUUACUUGAAGAACUCUCAUCCGCAUAGCCAUCUGUAUUUAUAUUAAAAGUGGGGUCAGCAUCAUCAUCGUCCAAUGAAUCCUCUGAGCUGGAUCCGUCCGAAGAAGAAGUAUUACAGCUCGAGCUGGAAGAGGAUGAGGAACUUGAUGAUUCCUGGGAAUCCGACUGUUGAUUAUCUUCCAACGUUUUGAUUCCUGAAGAAAUAAAAAGUUAAAAUGCUUAAAACAAUAAUAAUUGCUAUUCCUAAAAUGCAUGCAUGCACUUCCUAAAAUGUAUUAUGAAAAAACCUACCGUCUACAAUGGGACUUGACUGGGCCAUAAAUGUUUCUUCAUUACAUUUCUCUGGUAGAGGAAUCUGUAAUUCAGGUUCAAAAAGAGGAACUUGCGAUUGCAAUUUUGAUUUCACUAUAAAAGUACUCUUUGAUGUUUUCCUUGUAAUAAGAUGCGGACUACCUAAAAUAAUAUUGACAUUAAAUAAUACGAGUACUUCUAACGUCCAACUUGGGAGGAAUAGUAUGUUGAGCAACGUGUGUAGAAGAUUGAGCAAUUGUCGAAAUUGCUUCAAAAUCUUCAAUGGAAUAUUCAAAAGUAUCCAUUUCAGAGUUUUCACUGCUGUUAAUAAUAUCUGAAAAGUAAAGAACUAAAACGUAUAAACGAUUCCAAAGAUUGGUAACAAUAUGCCUAAUAAGUAACAGAGAUAAAGAUUUAGGUACUAAAUUAUAUUUGGUUGCAUACACCGACUCACCAUCACAAUUUUGACUGACUUGAUUUGAUUGUACUUGUGUCUUAUCACUACUAAUUCCUGGAUUUUCGAUUUGUUCAGACACCGGUGGCCUGUAAUCAAAAAAUAUUUAUCUAAGUUAUUAAGGUUUUUUCUGUACAUAAACAGGCCUUAAUUGUGUAUAUAACUAUAUUAUUAUAAAAUACUAAAAACGUAGAGUGUAAAAUGUGAUAAAAAAAACCUACCCAAUACCUAAGGCAUCAAACAUUUUUCUUGACCGCUGAUUCAUCUUCCUGCAACGAUUUAUAGCUAAAAACAAAAACAUUCUUAUAAUAUUUAUAAGAUCCCAUGUAUGUAUGUUAAGCUUUUAUCUAGAUAAUUUAAUUUCUUUAAAUAUUAAAACAAGUGCCUAUUUUUUUUGCAAAUUUUCCACUUUACUUCUUUAACCUUGAUAUUGUACAAAAACGUAGUAGACCAUCUAAAACCUCUUUUCUGUUUAGGAAAGGCUAAAAAUAAAUCGCAAGCCUCAAAAUGUUAUAAUGCUGAGUUUAAUGUUUGAAACAAAACAAAAACGUAAGUUAAAGAUGGUGCUUUAUUCACUUUUGUUUUUGUGGAAUAUUUAUAAUAAAGGUAUAAAAUUUCAAAGCAAUAAUGGCGAAUAUUUUUUUUUUAUCAUAAUGGUACCAAUAAGUAACAAAAAAAUUAGAGUAAUAACGACGAAAAAUCACACUCGCCGAAAAUCAAUCAAGUUUUUUUGGGUAAUUUUAAGCAUUACCGUCGAAAAAUCAGUUUCGCCACUUUCGUACAUAAAGUUUCAAUAUAAAAUAAAAAUUUAGUCAAUGUAACUUACCUUUCAUCACUAGUUUUUAAUAUUAAUCCCUUUAAUUUUGUGCAACAAAAACGAAUCUGCCUUUUCGCCACUUAAGAAUGAAAAAUGGUAACCGUUCACCUUGACUUUUGACACAACUCUGAAUUCGCCGCUAUAGCACGUAAUUGGCUGAUCACUUUCUGCGCUGCCAUAAAAUGACGGGUGGCGCCUCUUGGAUUCGCCGAUAUUGAAUUUAAAAGAACGUUUGAUUUAGAAUAUUUUAGAUUAUUUUCCCGAUUUUUCUAUUUUUGUUGUUUCGCCACUAUGGUUCUCAGCAAGCGAUAUGAAGUUUACUUCAUCUUAUGGCAUGCAAUUGCGAUUUGAAAUCAAUUUAUUCUUUGUAAUAUCAGGCUAUUUUUACGAGUCAUACUUUAAUUAUUCAAAAUCAGUAAUUUCUUCUAAACUUUGUUUACUGGAGGAAAUAUUUAUAUGGCUACAUUAUCAAUUAAAUCGAUUUCUUUGUAUAUAUUUUGUUUAACACCCUAUACCACAUUUUAAGUGCAGAUGGAAGAAACAUGUAAUUUAUGAGCUUUAGUAAAACCCUAAGUGAGCCUCAAAAUUAGGAUACCCUCCCCACAUUGCAAUUAUUUAACCGAUAUGGCGACUGUAACACCAAAACUGUGUAGAUCUUAAUCAAGUUAUAAUAGAUUGAUGUUGAUUGAAAAAACAAAAAGAGAAUUUGCAACACUGCAAGUGAUAAUAAUUCCAGUUUUUUAUACAGAAGGUUUAUCUAUGUGUGCUUCUUUUUAAUAUUUUGUAUAACUAUUGUAAACCCCACAACAUAUUAAAUAAUUGGUUCAGAAACGCUUUUAGGAAGUUUUUAUCACAAAACAAAAUCCUUGUUUAAUUAUUUCUUUGCUGUGUUAUCUUUAUGUGAUAAAACGGACGUUUUAAUGCGACUGAUUGAGGUAAUAAGCUGUCGCCCUUAGGCUCAUUUUUGUUUGAAGAUUUUCACUUUACAAUUAGCUAGUAGUACGUAAUUACCCCUAAUUAGUUCUACGGUAGGCAUCCUAGUCAAUAAAUGAUUCUAUAAUAUAGGGCAAGAUUAAUGUAAUUUAUUUUCCUAUAGUUUUUAUCUUAUUUUUGACUAAAUUACAUGACAAAAAAAGAUUCAGAAGUAAGAUAUGAACUAAUUAGAAUAAUUCUCUCCAUAAGAUCUUGAAUGAAUAUAGUUUAGACACCUCAUAUAUUUAUUAGUUUUAAGUUAUCAUAAAGUCUAUGUUUGUACACACCAUAGUUAAUUAUUAUUUUAUUUUCCAAUUUUAUUUGUGUUGGUACUGUAAUGCUUUUAAAUCAAAACAAAUAAAAUUAUUGUAACAAG